CGUCACUCUUGUGCGGUCGAAUUCGAAUAACCUCCAAAAUUCAAAUUCAGAGGUAAUAAAAACGAAAAAACACAAAACAAAAGGGAAGGAAGUGAGAAUGAUUGGGAAAGAAGAAGAAGAAUUCAAAUCCCAUAGCAUUCCGUUAAACGUCUUCGCAACAGGGAGAGAAAGAGAGAACUUCGAACUGCAGAAAAUCUUCGUCUGUAAAAGGAAACACGAGAGAGAGAGAGAACAUAAGCAAGUCAAGCAAGAAAGAGUGUGCAAGAUAAUUGUUGCUGUGAGAAGGUUUUAAGAGAGAGAGAGAGAGUUGGGGGAUGUAGAUUUAGAAGCACAGGAGGUCCACAGAGAGACGGAGAAACAGAGUUCAAAAUCUGAAAGGAACGAUGCCGUUCUCGGCGGAAAUACCUGAAGUCCCUAGCCCGCAAACUGUGAAGAAGAGGUUCCCAAGCUGGUCGAAACUCUGGGUCAAGAACGCCAAGAAGCCUCUCAAGCAUGUGGUCUUGACCAUGCAGGUCCAGUCCCUUUCUUCCCCCGCCAUCAAGUCACCCAAAACCCCCAAGACCCUAGCCCCCACUUUGCCCAAUUUCGAUCCUACUCUCUCCCUACCCGACCCCAUCCUCCUUAAAAUCCUCUCCAAACUCCCUGAUUCCCAGCGUAACUCCAACUCCCUCGUUUGCAAGCGCUGGCUUAACCUCCAAGGUAGACUUUUCCGCUCCGUGAAGCUCUUAGAUUGGAAGUUUAUCGAGUCGGGUCGGUUGGUGAUUCGGUUCCCGAAUCUCACUCGUGUGGAUUUGGUUCCUGGGUGUUUGGUUACUCCCCAAAAUUCCGCCAUUUUGCUGAGCCACAGAGUUGUUUCGGUGCAUAUCGAAUCCGGGUUUUCGAAGAAAUGGAAGUUAUGUGAAGACUGUCUGUUGCCUGCAAAGCUUAUUGAUAGGGGGCUAAAACUGUUGGCGAGUAGUUAUCCCAAUUUGCGCAAGCUUUCGGUGAUUGGCACAAGUGAAUUGGGGCUGUUGAAUGUAGGUGAGGAGUGCUCGACACUCCAAGAGUUGGAGUUGCAUAAGUGUAAUGACGAUGUGUUGCGCGGUAUUGCGGCGUGCACGAAUUUGCAAGUGUUGAGGUUGGUCGGGAAAGUGGAUGGGUUUUAUAGUUCCGUGGUUUCGGAUAUUGGGUUAACGAUAAUGGCACAAGGGUGUAAGAGGUUGGUGAAGCUCGAGCUUAAUGGGUGUGAGGGGAGUUUUGAUGGAAUUAAGGCGAUCGGGCAGUGUUGCCAAAUGUUGGAGGAAUUUACUAUUUGUGAUCAUAGGAUGGAUGGUGGAUGGUUGGCGGGGCUUUCGUACUUUGAGAAUUUGAAGACUUUGAGGUUUCAAUCGUGUAAAAGGAUUGAUCCGAGUCCGGGGCCAGACGAUUACUUGGUUUGUUGCCAGGCUCUCGAACGGUUACAUUUACAGAAGUGCCAGGUACGGGAUAAGAAAAGCCUGCGAGCUCUUUUUAUGGUGUGUGGGGCUGUCAGGGAGAUGGUUUUUCAAGACUGCUGGGGCUUGGAUAAUGACAUGUUCAGCUUGGCUAGUACUUGCAGCAGGAGGGUAGAGUUGCUAUCCUUAGAAGGAUGCUCAUUGCUAACUACCGAAGGUCUGGCCUCUGUAAUUCUUUCCUGGAAGGAGCUACAAAGUCUUGGAGUUGUCUCCUGUAAGAAUAUAAAGGACAGUGAAGUCUCCCCUUCACUCUCAACCUUGUUUUCUGUUUUUAAAGAGUUGAAAUGGAGGCCAGAUACGAAGUCUCUUCUUCCAUCGAGUAUUGCGGGCAUCGGCAUGGGAAAGAAAGGUGGUAAAUUUUUUAAGAGGAUGUGAGACAUUAAGCUGAUAACAAGAACCUGCAGCUUAAUCUUACACGGAUGAUUCAGACAAACAUCGCUGACCAGAGUUGUGAAGGCUGUACUGUUCUGUUGUCCUUAAUUUUAAAUUUGAACUGUUAAAAUAUAUAUAGAUGUUAACAAGGGAAGGUGGUAGGCAUUGUACAUUCUGCCUGCCCCACUUUCUCGGGCGGGUUCCCCCAUCUUCAACUGCAAUUUUUAAUCUCCCAAGGUCAAAAUAUCACGUUCACGUUUUGUAAUAUAGUCAAACAUCUAUGUUAUAAAAGUAUUUCUGCGUGCAAGAUAGUGUAAAGGAUUACACUUUCUUAUAAA
Molecule: messenger RNA, 2182 nt
Organism: Carya illinoinensis
Lineage: Eukaryota; Viridiplantae; Streptophyta; Magnoliopsida; Fagales; Juglandaceae
Product: F-box protein At5g07670-like
Exons: 2
Coding region: 384-1847 (487 amino acids)
Biological process (GO): SCF-dependent proteasomal ubiquitin-dependent protein catabolic process
Cellular component (GO): SCF ubiquitin ligase complex
Molecular function (GO): protein binding
Source: RefSeq, a predicted model, not a curated record